This is a messenger RNA of Ylistrum balloti, 5151 nucleotides long. RefSeq names its product RNA-binding protein 38-like. Bases 289 to 951 code for a protein of 220 amino acids. Gene Ontology annotation, molecular function: RNA binding. NCBI's taxonomy places the organism in Eukaryota, Metazoa, Mollusca, Bivalvia, Pectinida, Pectinidae. The record is from RefSeq and is a predicted model, not a curated record. The transcript is spliced from 4 exons. Gene Ontology annotation, cellular component: cytosol.
AACAGUUCACUGUUUAGUUGAGUGCCAAAAACAUACCAACGGGGGAUAUACUGUGUAUGUUCGGUCUACGGAUAGCAAAGCUCCCCUUUUUCGUAGUCUUUAGUUAUCAUCUGUAAUCAGUGCAUAGGGCUGUGAUAUUAUUGUUUCUACUCGUGUUAUUUAAGAAGAGUAUUUACACAACAAAUACGUCACACAGCUACUCUUACGUUGUGCGGGAUAUUUUUAUUUCUUUAGAGAAGUUUAAUUUAUAUUUUCAUCUACGAUUUCAUCUUAUUUAUCUUCUACACAAUGGCAACCACUAUUCAGCAGAAGGACACGACUUAUACCAAGAUCUUUGUCGGUGGACUGCCGUAUCACACUACGGAUACCUCACUGAGGGAAUUCUUUGAUAAGUUUGGUGACAUUGAGGAGGCGGUGGUCAUCACUGAUCGACAGACGGGCAAAAGUCGUGGUUAUGGAUUCGUAACAAUGGCCAACAGAGAGGCCGCCGACAGGGCCUGUAAGGACCCCAACCCAAUCAUCGACGGAAGGAAAGCCAACGUUAAUCUAGCUUAUCUGGGUGCAAAACCACGCGGCAUCCAAACAGGAAUCCCCUUAGCCAUCAAAGGGGUACCAGGAAUUCUACCAAGUCAAUACGGAAUACCACAGUAUGUGUACCCGUCAACAGCAUACCUCUCUGCCGCCGCAGCCACGUCGCCGAGUCUCCUUGCGUCGAUGCAACACAGCAGUUUGAGCCCGACAGCGGCCACAACCGCCACUGGGCAAUUCAUUGACUAUAGUGCCUAUGCUUCACAAUUCGCCAAUGGCGCGUACGAGCUCCCCUACACCGCCUCGACGAAUGGGUUUGUGACGCCCGCCGCGGCAUACACCUAUGCCGUGCCGCCGACCAUCGCCGCAGGUGGUCAUGCUAUCCACUACCAGCCACAACAGAUUCAAGAAAGGAUGCAAUAAUGAGAGCUCAUUCAAAGAUAUAUAGAACAAUACUUUUAUUUACUGCUAGGGACAAGAAUGACCAAGGAACUUUUAUCCUUCUCGGUGAUAAAAUAAGGAAAGAGAGAGAGAUUUUCAUUCAAGUACUUGGAUUCGAACUUUGAACGUGUAUUUUGUACACGAUCGAUGUUACAUUGCAUUCACAUUUCUACAAAGACUGUCGAAAUUUGCUGCGCCAUGAAUGGAUUAUUUCAUUUUGAUAAAUGUGAGUGCGCAUGCCCAUUUUAAAUGUUGAUCUCUAUGCAAAGUAACAUUGUAUAUGACUAAACUGCAACGUUAAGUCGUUUGUAAAUGUAUGUAUAUGACUGAAGCAUUGAAAUAUCCCAAUGUGAGUUAUAUAUUGUGUGAAUGGAGAGACUGUGCGAGACGAAAUGUGGUAAAUGGAAGAUGGAAGAAAAGACGUAAAUAUGGUUACAACAUCAGUUUUUGUACAUUCGUAUGCAUAUGAAUAUUAUUUCUAAUUAUCAUUAAUAUUAUUAUUAUUAUCAUUAUUGUCAAAUAUUUGUUCAUACGUUUAGCUUUAAUAAGCUACUUUAUGUUGUCGAUGUUACUAUAAUGUUCAAAUUUUCAUGUUUCAUAUAAUAUAUUUGUUACCAUGGCUACAACGUCCAGCUGCUCAGCCUUGCCGGUUUUCAAGGUCAUAUAAAUUUUCAUUUUUAUCAAUGAAUCACAUGAAAUGUGAUUUAUUCUUGACAAAGGCAUAUAAAGAAAAAAAGUCUGAUGCAUAUUCAUAAUAAGUAAAAUAAAUCGGAUACAUUAUUCAUAAGUAUAAUCCAUAUUCAUGAUGAUAAUGAAUAUUUAAUGAGUCUUCAUGAAUAUGCAACAGUACAAAUCUUGUAAGGGAUUACUGGGUAGUUUUAGACAAAAUAUAUUAUAAACUUUUAGAGACAAAAAAAAAUCAACGGUUUCUCACGUCAUCGUAGCUGUAGGUAUGACGUCACCAUAAUACAUUGUAUAUAUAUAUAUUUCAUGUAUCAUUCAUAAACUUAUAACUGAUAGCAUAUUUAGUGUAUUCAUCAAUAUUCAUAAUAUGUAAUUGUAUUAGUCAUUAAUUAAAUCUAUUGUAAAUUAGAGUAGUAUAUCAGAUUACAGAAAAAAUGAUAAUCCAGUCAAAUGAUCUGUUCAACAUCUUAACCUAAGAUUAAUAAUUGAGACGAUUAUGUGUAACGUCUUCAUCAUAAAACGACAAGAUUAUAAACAUAGAUGGGUUUAAAAGAUCUGUCCGAUGUUUAAAAACAUAAAAAAAAUCAGUUAAGGCGAAAUGUUUAACGUCUUAACACUUGAAGAUCAAUUGAGACGAGUUCAGAGUCUUAAACAUUAAACGGCCAAUCCAUAAAUAAAAGAUGAUCUUUUGAAGAUAUAUGUCCGAUGUUAUAACAUAAGAAAUUAAGUUUAGAUGCCAUUUCAAUGUCUUGACACGUGAAGAUAAAUUAAGACUAGUUUAAUGUCUUAACUAUAAAAACGACCAGAUUGUAAACACAAUACGGUCUUUUAAGAGAUCUGUUCAAUGAAUUAAACAUCAGAAAUUCAGUUAAGAUGAUAUGUGUUAUGUCUAAAUAUAAGACAAUUAUGUUCAACAUCUAAGACUUUGCGAGACGAUGUUUUCAAUAUCAUUAACAUAGGAUCAGUUCAAUGAGUUUAAUAUACCCGAAAAAUCCUAGUUAUCGCGAGACGUUCAGUUAAUUAGCUUAGACAUGAGACCAUCAAUUUAAGAAACCUACUGGAUGCUUCCUAUUUGGGCAAUGUAUUCUGGAAUCCUGAUAUAUACUGUUGUAUUUUUAGUAGAACAGUAGCAGCCUUAGUAAGUGCUAUAUUGAUAUUAUAAGUUUAGAAGCUGAAUACAGUCAUUGAAAAAAUUCAAAUGUCGAAAAUUCAUCACCAUUGUAAUAAAACAUAGUGCAUUUUAUCCUAUUGAAACAAUGGUGACAAAUCUAGUCUUUGUCUCAUAAGCAAAACCGUUUGUUUUCAAACGCUCCAUCCGAGUGUGUUUUACAUACGAGAACUACUGAAUCUUCAUAUCUAGGAAUACUAAUUUAAUGAGACCGUAGACUGUUAUAAUUUGAACGAGCCAGCCUACAAAGUGUCGUAGUGCCUUGGGCUAAUUAAUUAGCUGAGAAUGAACUGUUAUAUCUGAUGGGUCCCGGAAGGAGAUGGUACAUUAUGUUAAUCAAAAGCUUUUUAUACUUAUUUAUUUUUAUUUUAUAACUAAAAUAACACGGAAGACUAUGUCUCAUCAUGACGUCAUUUAGUUUGACAAAAAAAAGCCCCAUAUUUAUUAUGUAUAUACACACUACAGAGCGAAUGGUGAAUAGCGAAGCGUGAUUGGUUCGUUCAAAUUUUUGGAAUUUGUGACGUUGUAAGCUUGUGUAAUGGUUAUGUGAUGUGAUAAUAAGCAACGCUGAGGUGAUAAGCAUGAGUGAUACUGAGAAGUUUAAAUGAGAUGAUGCAGAAAUUGAAAUGCAUUGAUUGGUUGUACAGAUGUCACGUGAUUGUGAUAAAGUUAUAUUUUUAUUUCUAUUUAUUAAGCCUUUUUUGAAUCUCAGUUAAGAUGAAGGAUUGUGAGUUGUAGGGGGUUUCAUCGCUAGCUUAAUACAAUCAACAUUGUCUCAAACCCUGAUCAGUUCCUCGUCCGAACCUCACAUUCACAAUACCGCUUGAUAAGAGAUGUGUUCCCUCCGAGAACAAAGAUCCAUCAAAUCAAAUGCAUAUAUCAGCUCAUCUAUUUAUUAUCAAGACCGGAAGUGACGUGUUUCUCAUACCGAUGGUAAACCCACAAUGCACUUUUAAGAUCCUGCAAUAACGCCUGGUCCUGUUGAAAGUAAAUAUGUAAAUCGUGUCCUGAGUAACUCGAAUUCAUUGAAGCUUGGAAAUCAAUGAUGUGUUAGGAAUCUAGAAAUCUCCGAUUGUUUAUUGGCGCAGUGCAUUGUGGUCCAUCUUCUGUCGAGCUCUCCCUGUAACAUGUGCCCACUGCAUUCCACAAUGUGCCACUAUUAAAAGCUCAGGGGUAACUGUUCCAUUGACAAUGUGUCAGGUACGAUGACGUCACGUCAUUCACAAGCAUAUUCAUCUUUCUUUAAAAAAACCAAAGAUAAAAAAUAUGUUACUUUUGUGAAAGAGGUUAUUUUUAGACAUGUUUAGUAACAUUGAUACAAUAUCAUUGUAAAGAUUGUGUAAUUCGAAGUUUUUCUUUUCCAAGCAACGGUUCAUUUUCUUUAGAAUAGACAGGACUUUUACUGGUAAAGGCACACAAUUCAACGUCAUGUUACGGGCAUUGCUUCACCACAGAAGAGAAACACCUCAAUUCCUUUCUGAAUGGAAUCAUUCGAUUUCGUAGCGCAAAUUCGCAUAUACGACAUUUACCGAAAGCUAUUCGACAUUUUUCGUAGAAUACGAUUUUUGCCGAAUGCUUUAAUUUAACAUGACUCCACCAAGAUACAUUUGUUGGUCUACACUAUUUAUUGUAGCCUCUGCUUUGAGAAGCCAUCACAUGUAUGUAAAAAGCAGGGGCAGAAUAUUUGUUAUUAUAUUAUUUAUUACCAAGCUAUCGUUAUUGUAUAUAGCGAAUUAAUAUGCAAAUCUGAUCACGUGACUAAUUUACAUAUUUUGUUUAACUAUUGAUCGAUGUACUUCGGUAAUGUUUUAAUGAAGUAUUUCACUGUUAUUUGUAGGAAGAAAUUCAAGUAGAAUUCUAACGGCAUCGAGUAGUUUAUUGUAGUUUUUUACAUUCAUUAUUGUCCUCUGUAUAAAUUAGAUAAGUAGCGUUAUUAUCAAAAUAGCCGCUGUAACAAUGUCCAAAAUGUUUUAGUUAAGUCACGUGAUCAGAUGUGCAGAUAUAUCAUAUAUAUGUAAAUUUUGUUAAUCCAUAGAUGCAUCAUUGAUUAAGAUUGUAUGUAAAUUAAAAUUAAAAUUUAAAUGUGAAUGGCUAACUUAUAAAAAAACAGAACUAAUUACAUUGCGAAUCAUUUGACGAUCAAAUCUCGUCAUGCCACGUAAAUUCUCGCUUAGUUAUCAACAUUACUUAAAGUAUUUAGUGAAAUCAGUACUAUACUUGAGCCGGGCGAAAGACCCGUAUGUAAGCAUAAUUUACUGUUAACGAUCAGACCAUUUAUUAUGUUUAAAUUUACCUAUGUUAAAAUCAUGGAAAUAAAAAUGUAAAAUGUA